Messenger RNA from Prosopis cineraria, 2010 nucleotides. RefSeq names its product L-type lectin-domain containing receptor kinase IX.1-like. The transcript has 3 exons. The record is from RefSeq and is a predicted model, not a curated record. The coding region runs from base 1 to 2010 and encodes 669 amino acids. Gene Ontology annotation, biological process: protein phosphorylation. Lineage: Eukaryota; Viridiplantae; Streptophyta; Magnoliopsida; Fabales; Fabaceae. Gene Ontology annotation, cellular component: plasma membrane. Gene Ontology annotation, molecular function: ATP binding; carbohydrate binding; protein kinase activity.
AUGUUGGUUCUUCUGUGUGUCUCAGCCUUGCUCGUGGAAGCUUGUUCGAGCUCCAUGAUUGACCACCUCACCACUUUCUCGUUCCCAUCGUUUAGCCCUGAAAGUUGCAGCAACGGAGAGUUGCUGUGUAUGGGCUCGGCGGCAUCAGGUGAGGGGUCUGUGAGGCUGACUUCUGAGCCAUGGAUCAAUUCGAGUUCGGCGUCUAAUUCUUCAGCGACGAACAGGAUUGGAAGGGUAUUGUACCGUGAAAAGGUUAGAGCUUGGCCGGCGUUGAUCAGCACCUCGUUCACAAUGAGGAUCACUCCGAUGGAUAAUUCAAGCACAUCCGGUGAUGGACUUGCUUUCGUUUUUGCCAAAGAUCGUAACCCCUCGCCACCUGCUAGCUACGGCUCCUAUAUGGGCUUAUUCGAUGACUCUACUCAAGGUGAACUUUUGCAACAAAUGGCUGUGGCGUUUGACACAUUCAAGAACGAAUUUGAUCAAGAUGGAAACCACAUUGGGAUAAUCACAGAAAGCAUCAUAAGUCCAGUUGAUACGGUGAGCCUAAAUAGCUAUGGAUUUACCCUAAAGAGUGGACGACACAUUCAGGUUAAAAUAGAGUACGAUGGUUCGAUUAGCAUGCUUCAUGUCUCUCUCGGAUACCCUGAAAGUCAGUUAAAGAGCGUUCUUAGCCUUGCAAUUGAUCUGCCGAAUAUAGUGCCAAGCACCGUUUAUGUUGGUUUCACAGCUUCAACUGGCAAAAGCUUGCCUGAAAGCCAUGAAGUCCUGAACUGGGUGUUCACAUCAGCACCUUUGCCCUUGAGUUCCAAUAAAACCAGCAAAAACGAGACCACUAAGACCAUUCUGAUCAUUGUCAUACCCAUUUUUUUGGUCACUUUGGCAAGCUCAGUUCUAUUUAUUUGGCAUACUUUGAAGAAAGGAAAGAAGACUGAGAGGAGUGACAAGCAGGAUGAAAUAGAAUGCUUAUCAAUGACAGCUCCAGACAUCCCCAAAGGGUUCUCUUUCAGGCAAUUGUAUGUGGCUACUAGCAGCUUCUGCAAGGAGAAUCUGUUAGGAAGAGGUGGAUUUGGUUGUGUUUAUAAAGGCCUCCUAUUAGAUCCUCCCAAAACCAUAGCAGUCAAGAAGAUUUCUGCAAACUCUAAACAAGGUGAAAGAGAGUAUUUUGCUGAAAUAUGUACCAUAGGUCGGCUUAGGCAUAAGAACAUAGUACAACUACUAGGGUGGUGCCAUGAAGGUGAAUAUCUUCUCUUAGUGUAUGAGUACAUGCAAAACGGAAGCUUGGAUCACUUCAUAGGCAAGGACAUUCUGAACUGGCAAACAAGGCACAAGAUAUUAGUAGGAAUUGCAUCAGCAUUACUCUACCUUCACGAAGAGUGUGGAAACCCUGUUGUUCACAGGGAUGUUAAACCGAACAACAUAAUGCUAGACUCGGAUUUCAACGCUCAUCUGGGAGAUUUUGGCCUGGCAAGAUUACUUCAGGAUGAAGAAUCAGUAAUCACAAAUCUCGCUGGAACUCCUGGAUAUCUGGCUCCGGAAGUAGGCUUCACGGGAAAAGCCACCCCAGAAUCUGAUGUGUACAGUUUUGGUAUGGUAGUGCUUGAAGUAGUGUGUGGAAGAAGAUCAAAAAGCACAACGGCAGAGAACAGUUUGGUGGACUAUGUUUGGAACAUGCAUAGUGAGAAUGCAUUGAUGGAGUGUGUGGAUGCACUAUUAAGAGAUCAGUUCGAUGAGGAAGAAGCUAGACGGGCAUUGAUGGUUGGGUUGGCAUGUUUGUAUCCAGAUUCAGUUUUUAGGCCAAAGAUGAGAAAAGUGGUGCACAUUUUGCUCGACCCAAAUGAGCCUCUAAUGGAGUUACCAGGAGUAAGACCUUGUGGAGUUUAUGUAUCAUCAGUUUCUUCGUCUACUUCAACCUCGAACUUUGGCUCCAGAUCAAGUUCUUAUCCAUUUCCUCUGCUUCAGUUGGCAACAACAUCUUCAGAUGAAAUUACAAUCGUGUACGAUCAACAGUGA